AUGUCGAGCACUACUCCUGUCAAGCACACUUUCAUCGUGUAUGCACCCGACAAGACCGAUCCAGGCGCGAAUGCACGCCGGCUGGCUGUUCGCCCCGCACACAUCGAGAGAGCAGCCACGAUGAAGCAGGAAGGAUAUAUGAAACUGGGCGGCGCGAUCCUCACACCGGAGUCGAUCGCAAGCGAGAGUGCAGAGAAGAAGAUGACAGGCUCCGUUUUGUUUUUCCAUGCUGAGACAAUAGACAAGGUGCGAAAGACGGUUGAAAGCGAUGUGUACUAUACCUCGAACGUGUGGGAUGUGGAGAAGAUUGUGAUCGCACCGUAUGCUAUUGCUGGAGGCUCUCAAUGGCCUUGA
Messenger RNA from Heterobasidion irregulare TC 32-1, 354 nucleotides. RefSeq lists its product as uncharacterized. Bases 1 to 354 code for a protein of 117 amino acids. The transcript is spliced from 3 exons. The record is from RefSeq and is a predicted model, not a curated record. Lineage: Eukaryota; Fungi; Basidiomycota; Agaricomycetes; Russulales; Bondarzewiaceae.